Messenger RNA from Amoebophrya sp. A120, 2801 nucleotides. The record is from the annotation of a GenBank genome assembly. NCBI's taxonomy places the organism in Eukaryota, Dinophyceae, Syndiniales, Amoebophryaceae.
GAUGCUCGCUCGUCUACUUCGUACAAAAAAAAACUGAAAAAACGUUUUGACGUGCCGGCAGUACUCGAGACAGAAAUGAAAGUCAGACUUUUGUUGAUCUGGAUCGUUCUUCGCUUGCCGAAAACACCAGGUCCCCAGCAUUUCAUUCUCUAACCUGUGAUCAUCUCCGUUUAUUUUGUUCGCAAGCUACGUGGUCUCUGGCUCUGCUAUUCUAGUUUUGUGCCUUUUUUUGACACUUUUUAUUCAAUUUGCAAGGGAAGUAGUUCUUGUGCUCACGACUUGAAGUCGCUUGUAGUCGAUCAGUUUCGUUGUCAAAUCGACUUUCAUCCACUUUUUUGGACUUUUUGGACUACAACUAUCUUUUAUUCCUUUUGAACUACGACAACGGGUAUAAAAACCGGAGCGCGACGAGGCUUCUCAGCUGAAAACGCGUGGACCCCUGCUAGUACUACAACUACGUGCUUUCGCCCACACUUAUCGCGAGAAAAAAGUGUUACAGUUACACAUUUGUUGUCAAUUCAGCAACACAAAUUCCUCUGCAUGAGAGAGAAAACUUGCAAUGCGGAAAUCCUACGGGAAAACACCUAUGAAAGGAGGCUCCUAUGCAUAUCCGGCAUGACAGAGCUUGUCUGUCUUGCUUGGCCUGCAACACAGUGUGUAACUGUAACACUUUUUUCUCAGGAUAACACUACAUCAAUCUACACUAUGUUCGUCCACCUGGCCGCGUUCCCGCCGCUGAAGGCGCUGUGGACCUUCUACUGCCAAAGCUGCCCAGGGAUGCAACUUAUGCAUUACAAAAAUAUCGUACUAGUAUAAAUCGCAAUACAAAUUUUUUCAGAAGGAAAAAUGGAGUUUGUAAUGUUUAUUUGGCUAAGAAACAAGUCGCACAACUGAUCGGUGAAGGAGCUUCGAAACUACGCGAGAGCGAAGAAGUGCGUACAACCACCGAGUGGAGUUGACAACUUCGUACAACCAGCAUCACCACCUCGACAUCUUCGCUACCUAUAAUAGAUGCUCGCUCGUCUACUUCAUCGUACAAAAAAAAACUGAAAAAACGUUUUGACGUGCCGGCAGUACUCGAGACAGAAAUGAAAGUCAGACUUUUGUUGAUCUUGAUCGUUAUUUUUCCCUUGCCGAAAACACCAGGUCCCCAGCAUUUCAUUCUCUAACCUGUGAUCAUCUCCGUUUAUUUUGUUCGCAAGCUACGUGGUCUCUGGCUCUGCUGUUCUAGUUUUGUGCCUUUUUUUUGACACUUUUUCUCAAUUUGCAAGGACAGUUUUUGUGCUCACAACUUGAAAUUAAACCUGCAACGAAGUCGCUUGUUGUCGAUCAGCUUCGUUGUUCGAUCGAGUUUCAUCCACAUUUUUGGACUUUUUGGACUACGACUAUAUUACGACUUACGGAUACGGGUAUAAGAAGAAGAACCGGAUCGUGAGGCUGAGGCGUACCAGCUGUAAAGAAAGAGAUCCCUGUUAGUAGUGCCGCGUGCUUGUUUUGCAGCCCACACUACAAUCUACACUAUGUUCGUGCAUCUGGCCGCGUUUCCGCCGCUGAAGGCGCUGUGGACCUUCUACUGCCAAAGCUGCCCGGGGAUGCAACUGCAGGCUGCGGCAAAGUCCGCCAAGGUCAUCACCGACGCUGGUUCAAUUGUGCCGGUGGUCCAGUCCCCGAUUCCGGGCACGAAAGUCACCGAUUUGGUUGCCCCGGUCACCACGCACCUCUCCCUGCAGGCCCAGUCGCUGUUUUCCUACGGGACGAAACUGUUACUGCAGUGGUCCGCGACGUUUGCGAAAGUGAGUGUGCUGUACGGCUACGCGUCGUUGAGCAACCGCGAAGUGUUCGACAUCUACCACGAAAGGCAGGAGUUUUAGGAGGAGGGAGAACACUUGUUACGCUCGUGAGAAUGUGAAUGCCGAUUUUUUGGAAAAAACAACAACAAGUGAAAGUGUAUGAUGAACAUCAAAAGCUAGACGAUAAGAUGAAAAAAUACUAGAACGUCUAGAGAAGCAAGUCAUACUUUUUGGAAUACUAAAAGAAGCUGAAACAGCAUAGACUAGAAGACAUAAAGCUUCAAAACAAGAGUAGAACAAAUUUUCUGACGAAGAUGAAUCUUUAGCAACGGUGCUCCAUCUACUUGACCAUGACCUGCCGCGCUACUAUGAGCUAGUGUUUGUUUUUGAAUACAGUUACAUACAACCGUGUUGAGCUCCUGCUAUGUGAUAUUUAUCUGUUGAGAAGUACCACACUAAAACACUUCAACAGACUUCUUCAUCAUCAUCAACUUCGCAAAGAUAUGAAUGUAAACAAGUUUGUGAACAGCCUGCUCUUGUUCUCGGGAAGUUAGAUGGGGAACAAUAGGAAAUACUUCAUCACCGUGUGAUUUUUAUGAAAUUGAUACGACUAUGAGCAAUUGUGACAGACUGUAAUAUGUGCUUUGGCCUUCCCUUUUGAUGUGUUAGUGUUUGCUUACCCGCCAGGAGCUAUUUUCGAAUUUUCCGCUCUAGUACUCAUCUUAUGUAGGUCAGUUUACCACAACCGCUCGGCGCUUUAAAUGCGUUCACAAAAUGAAAACUUACAUUUGGUUUUGCAUGGCUAACCACAUUCCAGUGACGCAAGAUUAUUCUAGUCUGGCUCACAUGGGGGACAAAGAUGGUGGGGCGCGCGCGCUCGUCGGUUCGUUUUUUCGGAUUCGCAAAAUGGCAGGAGAGCGAGAUCGAAGAAAAUCGCGCUCGUUUUUUCAAAUUAAUGUGUAGCAGCAAAAAAAAAAAAACUGUCGCGCGCGCGAAGCCGUCGCGCAGCCG